Molecule: messenger RNA, 1169 nt
Organism: Bombina bombina (fire-bellied toad)
Lineage: Eukaryota; Metazoa; Chordata; Amphibia; Anura; Bombinatoridae
Product: serine/threonine-protein kinase pim-1-like
Exons: 6
Coding region: 1-990 (329 amino acids)
Biological process (GO): regulation of mitotic cell cycle; negative regulation of apoptotic process; protein autophosphorylation
Cellular component (GO): cytoplasm
Molecular function (GO): protein serine/threonine kinase activity; ATP binding
Source: RefSeq, a predicted model, not a curated record
AUGAGGAAUUUUAGAGAUUCAGAUAGUAAGGUUUCUGAUCCACUUAUUGCUUCACUGGUUGCCCUCCCUUAUUUGUCUGAUGAGGAGGAUAAGGAGGUAGCUGCUGAGGGUGAAAUUUCCGUUUUGGACAUAACAAAGCCCAUCGACCGUUUUUACCAAGUGGGAUCUCCAAUUAUGUCCGGAGGUUUCGGUACUGUUUUCUCUGGUGAAAGAAAAUCUGACAAUUUUCCUGUGGCAGUUAAAUAUGUGCCAAAGGAUCGGGUUGAAAGAAUGAAGUUUGUGAAUGGAGCCCUUAUUCCCAUGGAAAUCUACCUAAUGCAAAAGGUGUCCACUGGCUUCCAAGGAGUGAUUAAUCUGCUUGACUGGUACGAGCAAGAUGAUAGCUUUGCCAUGGUUAUGGAGCGCCCUGAGCAAGUGCAAGACCUGUUUGAUUACAUAACAGAACACAGAGCCCUAAGAGAGGACGUUGCAGCUAAAUUCUUCAGCCAGGUGGUCAAUGCUGUGAUCCAUUGUCAUAAUUGUGGUGUGCUUCAUAAUGAUAUUAAAGAUGAAAAUAUCCUGGUGGAUCUGGCGACAAACCAAACAAAGCUUAUCGACUUUGGUUCUGCAACAUUACUCCAUGACCAGGCUUACACAGAACUAGAAGGCACCUAUGAGUAUUUACCCCCAGAGUGGUUCUGCUUUCAUCGGUUCCACGGUCGCUCGGCGGCAGUCUGGACCCUUGGCAUUCUGUUAUACGAUAUGUUGUGCGGCAAUGUUCCGUUUGCAAACCAAGAAGAAAUUGUAAAAGGCAAAAUCAAAUAUCCCAUUGGUAUAUCUAAAGGGUGUCAAGACAUGAUCAGAUGGUGCCUCUCCAAGAAACCUGCAGACCGGCCAACCUUAGAACAGAUUCUGUCUCACCCAUGGGUGUCACAAAACCAACUGGACACUAUUAAAGAGGAAAACGAGCCUGAACAAGUCAUCACUAACCAAAGAAACGAAAACCUGUAAUGAAGCAAACAGCAGGACCUGUGAUCACGCAAACAGCUGCUAUUUUGUUUUGUUUUUUGAUAUAAUUUAGGUUUAUGUAUUUGUUUUGUAUUAGAAAUCUGCUCUGCGGACGAGUGAUCAGGGGCUAGCAAAAGCCAAAAUUUCUGUUAACUGUUAUGUCAAUAAAGUGAUUGUUCCUG